Molecule: messenger RNA, 396 nt
Organism: Pocillopora meandrina
Lineage: Eukaryota; Metazoa; Cnidaria; Anthozoa; Scleractinia; Pocilloporidae
Source: the annotation of a GenBank genome assembly
AUGAACGCUGAUGUAAAAGGCAACCAUGCAGCCUUUUUUCUUCGGAAACGUCAAUCAUUCAAAAAUGAAGUGACUAAUCACUACUGGAAAAAAUACUGGGUGAUUGCCAUCUUGAAAACCGUUCAUAAAUUGAAAGGACUUGAACCAUCUAUUCACCCCUUCUUUUCCACACAGCGAUUGGAAUAUGUCAAUGAAACGAGUUACAAACUCGAACGUGGAUUGAAAGAAAUUAAGUUUAAUGACAUCUACGACGAAUGGGUCAAGAUCUUGAGAGAAAGAGGAGUGUAUCAUCUCAUUUGGAACCAUGAGGACAUGGAUUUUGUAAAAUCUAUGAUUUCUGGAAGUGACACUACUAAAAUGCUAUUGGAGGAAAUUCUGUCAUUCAGAACAGAAUAA